This is a messenger RNA of Epithele typhae, 432 nucleotides long. RefSeq lists its product as uncharacterized. The record is from RefSeq and is a predicted model, not a curated record. The transcript has 3 exons. The coding region runs from base 1 to 432 and encodes 143 amino acids. NCBI's taxonomy places the organism in Eukaryota, Fungi, Basidiomycota, Agaricomycetes, Polyporales, Epitheliaceae.
AUGAAGACGUUCUUCGCUCUCGCUUGCUUCGCCGCCGCCGCCGCCGCCCAGCGUAUCGCCAUCGGCGCGCCCGCGAGCAUGUCGACGGUCGCAGCGGGGUCGAACAUCACCGUGGAGGUGGACAAGCCCAACUCGCUGUCGGGCUCAACGGAAGUCGGCCUGGCCAUUGGUGUCCUCCCGUGCGGCAGCUCCCCCUGUUCGUCCAUCAAUGUCACCCAGUUCCUCGGCAACAUCGUCUACUCGGGCUCCUUCGACCCCCAGUACGACAGCUCGGACCCGUCGAAGCCCCCGUUCCAGAACUUCUCCAUCGAGAUCCCGUCGACGGCGACCAGCGGGCAGCAGCUCAGCAUCGGGGUCGUUCACCUGUCUAUCGUCGGGGCGAGCGGAACGCCUUUCACCGAGGUCGUGAACACGACGGUCGUGGUGCAAUGA